Molecule: messenger RNA, 769 nt
Organism: Elaeis guineensis (African oil palm)
Lineage: Eukaryota; Viridiplantae; Streptophyta; Magnoliopsida; Arecales; Arecaceae
Source: RefSeq, a predicted model, not a curated record
UGGGUUCCAAACCAUCCCUAUAUAUAUAUAGAGAGAGAGAGAGAGAGAGAGUUGCCACUCCCUCACACCCCAAUACUCUCAAACUAAGCUCCUGAUAUCGAAAGGCCAUAGCAAAAGAUGGCAAAUAUAUGGAAAACGGCCUUCUUUGCCCUUCUAGCUUUCACCACCGUAGCCUUCAUCUUAUUCAUCUACUAUAUCCGUCACCUCCGCCGCAGACUCCAACAGCUCCCUGUUAAGGCCCAGCUCUCCACCACCACCACAACCUCAAGUGGGAACCCCCUCCCUGCAUCUCCCACAGUCUCUCAUGCUGGUCCUGCCACUUCCAGCGGUCUGGACCCAUCGGUGCUUCGAUGGCUCCCCGUCUUCAUCUACUCCUCCAUGGCCUACAACGAGUGCUUGCAGUGCACCUUGUGCUUGAAGGGCUUCGUGGGCGGCGAGGAGGGGCGGCUCCUCCCUCGGUGCUACCACAGCUUCCAUAAGAAGUGUGUCGACCGUUGGUUUCACUCCCACUCUACCUGCCCGCUCUGCCGGUCGAAGGUUGAAGCCGAGGUCUCAGAGUAGGUGAAUGAAUGGUGGUUUCUUUUUUUGUGGGCGGGGUGGGGGUUGCAGAUCGAGAAGAGUAUAACCAACUUCUCCGGGGUCUUUUUUUGGUUUUUUGGAAGGAUGUUGUUUCCCAAUUAGUUGAGGAGUUUUCUGAAUCGUGUCUUGGUGUUGAAGGUAGUGAUAAUUGACCUUCUCUAGCGGAAAAAAAAUGGACCGUUGAGCUUAU